AUGCCGAUGGACUACGACCAGUUUAUCGGACACCUGCACCCACGGUCAAAACACGACGGUGCCCGCGCCCCCGAGCCGGAACGGCUCGAGCAGCGCGAACAGCGCUCGGUCGAGUUCCGGGAUCACCACGCAAUACACCCACCAGGAACCGACGCUCGACAAGGACGGCGACGUAUCGGUGGUCGUGGGAAUGCAGAAGGGGAGGCGCCGGACGAGGAGUUCAGAGGAAGUCGGUGA
Messenger RNA from Gaeumannomyces tritici R3-111a-1, 237 nucleotides. RefSeq lists its product as hypothetical. Lineage: Eukaryota; Fungi; Ascomycota; Sordariomycetes; Magnaporthales; Magnaporthaceae. The record is from RefSeq and is a predicted model, not a curated record. The transcript has a single exon. Bases 1 to 237 code for a protein of 78 amino acids.